UCAUCGCGAGUAUUCCCAAUACAAGAAACAGAGCCACCAAGACAAGUCCCUACACCUACCACCGUGACAUCGUGUCACACUUCGCUGAAGCAUUACCAGCCAACUCUUCAGUGCAGACAUGUGUCGAAUGAUGAUUUUCAGAGGACAUUGCACGUGUUGCGACCAGCCUCAGACUUGGGUUGACUUGACCCAAGAACUGUCAUGCCUUGAGGCCAAGAACAACGGAUGGUUCGGUGGAUGUCGGCGAGGUAUCCUUGUCGAAGAGCAUGAUUUCAACCAAGAAUGCCCCGUAUGUCAUGAGGAAGACGAGGGCAUUGGAGGCUUAGAUGAAAGUCACAUAAUGCCACUUCAACAGACAUCACAAACACAAAGCAGCCUCGGCAAGAGAGCAGCCGGGGACCGAGGAGAAUCUAGCGAUGGCUCCAAGAAACAGAAGACUUGAACAAAGCGCACAAUUAUCGGCGUUGGGUUUGCUUUUAGGAACCAGGCAUAAUG
Molecule: messenger RNA, 495 nt
Organism: Fusarium oxysporum Fo47
Lineage: Eukaryota; Fungi; Ascomycota; Sordariomycetes; Hypocreales; Nectriaceae
Exons: 2
Coding region: 119-442 (107 amino acids)
Source: RefSeq, a predicted model, not a curated record